CAACAACAACAACAACCACGACAACGUAGCCCCGGUGGUGCGCUCGCGUUCCCGCGUCGGUGCGGUGCGGUGGUGCGGUCAACGGGUGUCGGAUGACUUCCCCAGGACGACAGACGUGCUUCGUAGUCGUAGAAGGUUAUCGCACAUCGUCCCGAUCGUUAUAUCCCGCAGCGCGUGCCGUCGCGGAGGUGGCGCGUCGUCUAGGGUGCAGGCCGAACGGAGCGACAGCGGUAACGGUGUCCCGGCGACGUCGACGUCGUCGGUGGUGCGCCGGCCCGCCUACCCGCGUCAUACCCGCGUCGCGUACCCCGUGCACGUCGCGCGUACGCCACCGCCACCGCCGUGAUGGCGGAGCUACCUCAGCCUGACAUGUCGCACCUCACCCCCGAGGAGAGGCGCAUCAUAGAGGGUGUUUUAAUGCGCCAAAAGGAGGAGGAGGAGCAGGAUCAUGAGAUUAUGAGACGAAAGCAGGAUGAGGUGCAGGUCCUCGAGGAAACGAUACGGAUGCGUUCGGAGAAACACAAAAAGGCCGGGGUCGAGCUGAACGCCACGUGUCACAUAUGCCUGAAAACCAAGUUCGCCGACGGCGUCGGGCACAUCUGCAACUACUGCGACAUCCGAUGCUGCGCACGCUGCGGCGGAAAGGUUACUUUACGGUCAAGCAAGGUGAUAUGGGUGUGUAUACUUUGCCGGAAGAAGCAGGAACUUCUUUCGAAGACUGGACAAUGGAUGACGACGAAGACGGGCCUCGGCGCCGUGGACAGCGCGUUGCUGCGGCAAAUGCAGGAGGACUUGCAGGUGGGUGGUCGUCAGGGACUCGCGGACCAAACUCGGGAUAAAAGACCGAAACUCGAGAGGGCGCACAGCGCGGCUGAGAAAGAGAAUUUGCCGUUAUUACAGAGAAGCGGAAACUGUCCUCUCAGGAGACAGUACUCCCAGCAAGAGCAGAUCUCGGGUCGCCGGAUGUCCACGAGCGACAGUGGGGUGGAAAUGUCCGUUUCGCCUCACGCGAGAACUUUACCGACGCCCCACGUGGUUAGUUCUUACCCGGUGCAACAAACUCCGAGGCAUCCUGCAGCCUAUCCUGACGACGAUCCCAAUUUAUACCGAGGCGAAAUCGACGGUCUGAUGAGACAACAUCCGCCGACUUAUCAGAGGCAACGAUCUUAUCAAGAUCCAGGUACCGACCUCGGGAUGACGUACGGUCAGACACCGAUGGAGACUAGCUCCGUUCGUACCGCAGUGCAUCCCUCUCAGCAGCACUCGUUGCACCAGACACAGAGCGGACGUCCCGCUCAAUCCGCGUCAACAGUGGGCGUCCCGCAGCAAAGAAGUUUCAGUAGCAGUGAGGAAGAGCGAAGCACACCGGAGUGCGCCAGCGACGAGCCGGACGAAUCGGAGAAGGGGAAGGGGUACUACCACCACGCGGGAGGUCCGAAAUCGAUGUCCAGUGGUGGGCGUAGGCACAACGGAUCCCACAAUGGGCACCACGGGCCGGACGCGGGCAUGACGGCCGUGGAGCAUAACGGCCACCAUCCACCGCGAGAGCCGCGAAAGGAAGAGAGCACUCUCGUCAGACGGAGCUUCCGAAGAUGCGGCGACGAGUGGCGCGCCGACAGUAGGAGGUUCACGGAGAGAAGGGGGAAAAAGACAGUGCGUUUUGAUGGUGGGACCAAUGUCGGCGGCCCUCAGGAGGAGGAAUGGUCUUGGGAGGCCGAUCGACAGGGUAGCCAAGACAGCGCGACCAAAGACUCCGGGAUAGACACUUCUAGCACCUUCACGAGCAGUGAAGACAGCAACAGGGGCGAUCUGCCCAAGCAUCCAUUAACCUGGCAAGUGAGCGAGGACGGUCAGAAGAUUAUCGGCCACAUGGUUUUGCGAAAAACGGCCGGCUCCGGAAGCUCUAGUAGUAUACUCGGACUAAAAGUUGUCGGUGGCAAGCUAUUGGAAGAUGGUUCCAUGGGCGCACUGAUCGAGAAGGUGAAAGAGGGUAGCACGGCGGACAUAGAAGGUGAUUUUAGACCUGGUGACGAGGUGAUCUCGUGGAGUGGGAGGUCCCUUCGAGGCAAGAGCUUCCGGGAGGUUUCCGACAUCAUCGCCGAGUCGAGGCUGGAGCCGCAGAUCGAGCUGGUAGUUGAGAGAAAGUUGUCGUCGACGACGACGGGCAUGGCGCCUGCAGGACCGGGCCCAUCGACGCCCAUGGCGUCCAGGAGAAUCGUCGCCCAGAGCCAGUGGAGACAGAAACACGAGACCAUCUCCGGGCCUCCGACGCCGCAUCACAAAGAAUUGUACGACGCGAGGCGUGAGAAACCCUCGGUUUUAGUGACGUCGCCGGGCUCGCCGGACCUGCACGCCCAAGGACGCGGUCGACACUCCCGACAUCCGACCGGAAAUGCGAACGUGGGCGGUAGUAUCCAGGUGAAGCUGGGCUUCGAUCCCGUGGGACUUCAGCUGAUCGUCACGAUAAUAUGCGCCGCGGGGCUCACGCCAAAGAGCAACGGCCAACCCAGAAACCCUUACGCCAAAGUUUUUCUGCUUCCUGACAAAAGCGAAAAGUCGAAACGACGCACGAAGACUGUGGCGAACACGAACGAUCCCAGAUGGAAUCAGACUUUCGUUUAUAAUGGAGUCAGACGCUCGGAGCUGAGGAAGCGAGCACUAGAGAUUACGGUCUGGGACUACGCUAGGUACGAGGCGAACGAUUUCCUCGGCGAGGCUGUCCUGGAAUUGGCAGUAUGUCUCCUGGACGAUGAACCAGAAUGGCAUUCUCUGACCGCUCACGGGGAACACCGGCACGUCAGGCAUUACCAAGAUUCUGAUGACAUGAUAGAGUGUCAUCUUAGUCCGCUGUCGACCGCGUCGAGAUUAAGCGACUCCGACACCUCGGAGUGCGACAUUACGGAUUGCGACGUGUCGAGAGAACAAAGGAGAACGGCUGACGGCGCCAGCAUAAGCAGUAUCGGCAGUUCCUCUAGGUUUCAUAAUAUGCCGUCAAAUUAUAAGCGCCACUAUUCUAGCCCGCCGCCGGAGAGGGAACUCUGCAUCGAUGGCGAACAUCGGAGUCGAAGGGACAUGUCGCCUCAGGGGCGCAAAAGGGCAGCCCUAAUGAUUUCUCGUGACCAACCUGCUUCUAUCUCGAGUUAUCAGACAUAUCGUAAGGACGAGAUCCAUCGGGGAAUGAUGGGUCACAGGUCGCACAGCGCGGCACCUAUGGAUUCUCCGAGUGUCAGAUACCGCGGAAGAUCUCAGAGUCCCACCGGUCAUCGUUCCUUGUCUCCACCCGAGCACAGAUCCAUCCCCUACUCGCAUGGAUAUGUUCACCCGAGAUUCGGUUCGAGAUCGGCGACCGCCACACCUACCGGAUCGCCGAAGAAACGUCAGCUACCUCAAAUCCCAGCAGCUUUGAAGGAAAGAGUCGCGCAAGAUUUUGGCGAACCAACGAGAUUCAUGAGACACCGCAACAGACAGUCUAUAUACAGGAGCACGGGUAUGGGAGGCUGGGAAAGGCAUUACAGCGGUCUUUCGGACUCGGAUCUUCCUUCAAUCGGACACGACCCACUAACAUUGCCACAUAGUCACGCUCAUAGAUUGCACAGGUCGAGGAGAGGUCACUUGAGUCCCGAUAAAGAUGUACUCGGCGAUCUUGGAGAUUCUGACAUGGAAAGCAUAGCUUCGGUAACGAGCAGUGCCUUUAGUACGCAAUCGGAACGACCACGUGGAUCGAGAGCCCUAAUACCGACAGUUAAAAACGUUUUAAUACCCGGUGCCAUAUCCCCCAUACCCCCGCCCCCUAGGCGCAAUAGGCGCAGGCACAAAUUUAGGAUACCCUGCAGCGAAUGUCACUGUCCCACCAAGCCCAGAAGCAAUAACCCUAGCAAGUGUCCCACCCUAUAUCCCCUCGUACGGAGCAAGUCCGCAGUGGUACGCUCGUUGUACAAAAAGAUGUGUACGCCAUUCACGAGAUCGCAGACCGUCGACGAGAACAUGCUGAGAUAUUACAGCUCCGAGACCAGCGAGUACAGCGUUUCCGAGGGGUACAUACUCAAGCCAGAGAGACUCGUAGCUAGUAGCGCUAAGAAUCGUAUACCGGCGACAUACAUCGAGGAUUGCCUCCGGGUCGACUUUAACGAUCGUUUUGUGGAGAAGUUUCGUUCCAAGUAUUCGGCGCCGUAUCUCGCGGGAGGAUUCGAUAUGUUGUCGCGUGAACGCGACGAUUCCGCGGCAAUGAGGACGAUGACGACGACGACGGCGACGGCGACGACGACGACGACGACGACGACGAGGACAAGGCGACCGAUUGUCUCGAGAGAUCCGAUCGACCUCCCUGACCAUCUCGAUAUUAGGAGCAUAGACGCUAGAUUGCAUCCGCGUAGGUCUUUUUUGUCCGCUAAGACUAGGAGCUUCGAUUACGACGUGAUGCACGAUACAUACGGUGAUCGUUUCGGUACUAGGCCAGGGGCCGUCGGUCUGCUAUCGCGCCGGGCCAAGAGUUUCGAGUACGAGAGCAUUUCGAGCAACAUAUUCAGCGACGACAGUCUCAGGACGGCCAGAAGAAAGCUCAAGCGGAAUCUCUCUCUCAGCGACGCCGGGUACGGUGACAAGAUACCGGCGUUGGACGAUCAGAGCAAGUCCUACUUCGAUUCUAACGGUGACGAUAAAGUGCCUACGAGUCUCGCGAGCAAAGAGACAAAUUACGAUUUUCUGCUCGAUCAGGACCACAAGCCGUUUUAUGGAUACGAUUCGGAGCUUAGCUGCGGCGAGACGGAGAUUUACGUUCCGAGUUUCGACAAACAGAGCACCGGGACCGACGACUAUCAAGCCUCGUACAGUUCCCGUUUAACGGACGACAAUGAUGAUCUCUUUAGCGCUAACGAUCCUGCUAAUCUUAGGAAUAUUCUGGACAAGGAUGACACUAGCAAGAGAAAAUAUAUGGACGGAAGUUACUUGAAUCACGACUCCUCGUAUAUCAGAGACAUAUCUUCGGAGACGAGGACCAAGAGUGUAGAUAGCGAUCCUCGUAAUUCGAUCGAUAACAUCUAUUGCAGUAUCGAGGAGGCUCUUUCGUCCAGUAAAACUUACGAUCGCGAUAUUCUCGCGAGGUCCGCCACGAAGAUCCAUGACGCCACCAACAUGGACGAGUGGAUGCCAAAGAACAUGAAAGACGUCUUGCGAUCCCGCGGAGCAAUUAAUCGUUCCUAUCAAGAGGAUGAGUACAAGGAUCGCGAGAGUUGGGACGCCGACUACGACGAAGGAUUUAUAGACCGGGAGAAAGUCGAAGGCUACGAACAGAAGCAGUUUAGUUACCUAGACAAAGGCAUUUCUGCCUUAAGGAUCGGCAGAUCGAUGCGCGUAGGCGAGUACUUUCACGACGAGACGAAACGAUCUUGCACCGUUCAGGGAAAAUGUUACGCACAAUCCGACGAUGACGACAGGAAGCUUGCGACGAGCGAUUACACGAGUUAUCGUUCGUCCGACGACUACGAGUAUACGCACAGCGCAGGUAUCGGUAAGGCGUACGACGAUGGAUCUAUACCGCGAAGACGAAGACGAAGAAGCAGGAGAGGCAGCAAAGAGGGAGGCGCAGGUGACUACGAGCACCUGCGGGCCAGAGACAUGUCAGGCACUCAGUUUAGAUUAUCGGAGAGCAAGAGAUUGAUGACGCUCCAACGAACGGAGUCCACGCCGACCCUACACUCGGACGAGGAGCUGAGCUCGACCGCGGAUCGCGCCAGACGCAUGUACCGCCGCAAGCGAAACAUCAGCUGUCCAGAGAGCAGAGAUCUGCGAAUGUACCGCCCGCGAGGAAACGUCGACGAGAGAACGUCGAGUAUCGUGCUGGACUCUGACGAGGAGUUCGGCUCGAUGGAGACGGUAGUCGGCGCCGAUUAUUUCCGUCGUACUUCGGGCUACGUGGCGGACGCUAGACCGAGCGACGGCAUUAGAUCGAGCUUAUUUGACGCGGAACAAGAUCGUGGUAGCUACUUAGACGCAAGAUACGAUCACGAGGACCGAUAUCAGGAUCGCAGUUAUCCGGUGGCACGCGGGCUAGUUAGGUCAGGGUCGCAGCGUUCGAGUCGUGAGGCGCGACACGCGUCGCGCGCUAGGCGUAAGAGUAGUUGCCCGGAGUGUCGUGAGCUAGCACUGUCCUCCUCGGAGUUAGGUAGGUCGGGAUCGUUAUCGCGGAAGGGUGACGAUUCUCGGCGUUCAUCGUUAGAGACGAAGCAUAGAUAUCGUAGGCGGAACAGCAGCUGUCCGGAGGCUAGGGAUCUCGAAAUGCUCGAGAAGAGGCAGCGUCAGCAGCCGCUCAUGCAGCUCCAUCAGCAGCAACAGCGGCACCCGAGUCAGCAGUAUCAGCAGCAGCAGCAGCAGCAGCAGCACCAGCAGCAGUACCAGCACCAGCAACGGCAACAGCAGCACCAGCAGCACCAGCAAGCGCAGCAUCAGCAACCGCAGGGAAGUAGUAAGAGGAACGUAGCGAUCAGCGACACCCUCGAGUACUACGAGUACUCGAUGGAGAGCGAGAGCCAGUGCAGCGAGAACUGCGGAUUUGGCCCGUGCGAUCCGCGUAGGCCCCGUAACCGAGCACCCCGCCCUGGUAACGCUAAUUCGAGUCUCUUUGAUUCCCAAACCGCUACCUCCGACACUGCUAAAAACUACCACCCACGGAUCGACGAUCAUCACCACCAACACCCACAAAACACGAAAACGUCGCCGCUCGCCAAUGUCGCCGAUGUGGCGUCGACGUUCCUGCCACCGUUGCCGCCGUCGUCCUCGUCGUCCGCCCGACGACGGCCCCGAAAAAAAUCCGCUUACGACGUCGACGUCGUCGCCGCCGUCGCCGUUCGUCGCGACGACGACGACGCUCGGAAUCGUCGUUCCUCAUCUAUGCCCGAAAGCAGCGAGUACACCAGCCAGUCGAGCUCGUACGAGAAGACGUCCAGACGCCAGGUCACCGAUAACGGGCACGAUGAGCACGACAAGAGAAGUCAGUUCACCAGGAGUCUCAGUAACGCCGACGUGCCGCAGGACGAGAAAGACACGGGUAGUUACAGCGACACCGCGAUUGCGUUGAAUGUUGAAGACGCAGCGAGGAGAGCCCGCAAGAGCUCGCCCGGAAGUAAAAGCGGAAGCGGCAGCAGUAGCGGAAGCGCGGUGCAGUACCAGGCGGGUCUGGGCAAGAAGAGCAAUAGCACCAGCCAAUUGUCCGCGACAGAAUGCGGCGGGAUGAUGAUGGGCAUCGGUGGAACCGCCGGCGCCGUGGCACGCGGUGCCGGCUUAACCAGCCGGAAGCGUAACAGCACACCGAGCAGCAUACAACGAUCCGAGGAGAUCAUGCCGGCCUACCAGCGCUUUGACAGCAAACAGGCAGGAUCCGCAGCCAGCGAUACCGCCGGAAGUCUCAACUCGAUCUCUAGUUCCGAAGGAAGCUCUUGGUCUCCCAGUCUGCGUAUGGCAGGCGAAGGGCAGUUGAGAGACUUCAUCGAAGAUCUUGGACCGGGCCAAGUGGUCGGAAGGCAAGCACUCGGUGCCCGUUGCCUCGGCGAAAUUCAACUGUCGUUGAGCCACACGAAGGGUUACCUUGAAGUAGAGGUCAUACGUGCCAAAGAUCUUAAAGCGAAACAAGGCAGCAAAGUAAUACCAGCUCCUUACGUAAAGCUGUAUCUGGUGAACGGUAAAAGAUGUAUAGAGAAAGCGAAAACUUUGAUGGCCAGAAAAACGUUGGAUCCGUUCUAUCAGCAAUUAUUGGCUUUCAAAGAAAACUGCCGGGGUUGUAUAUUACAGGUGACAGUAUGGGGCGACUAUGGUCGGUUAGAGGGGAAAAAAGUGUUCAUGGGUAUUGCACAGAUCGUAUUGGAUGAGCUGGACCUGAGUCAGAUGGUGUUCGGAUGGUACAAGCUGUUUGACACCCAAGCCCUGUGAAAACAAACUAAAUCAAGCAAGUUCGGGAUAGAUGUGAACUCAAAUAUGGUGUACUAGAUCAAUAAGAUGUGAAACGAUCAAUGACACUCGUUUUCAGUGAAUCUAUAUGUGGUUAAGUGAGUAAGAAAUUGAACAUAGUGAGAGAAGUAUGAAGCGACAAACGGUCAUGGACUUCAUUUGAUCGGCAUGUGAGAGAUUUAAAAUGUUGAGACAUUCAAAAUGAGAAGACAUUUCCAAACUUUGUAUAUAAUUUAGGACAGUUCAAGUACUAAAUGUCGAUCUCCGAAACGAUCGGCUAAAAAGACAUUGAAUGUUGUAAAAUUUUUAGUCAAAAAUGUCACCGUCAGAGUAUAUAUUAUUUAAUGUAAAUAUUAUAAUAACGCUGAAAUGUGAAAAUUUGCGAUAUGUGCGCGCAGGUUUGAAUGGGUAAUGAUGUUUACUUUAUAUUCUCGUUGAUUUACGAUUUUUACGAUGAUCGUCGUUAUAAUUUUGGCAUUUUCCGUUAAUUACAUAAACUCGAUCGGAUUUAACAUUUUCUAAGUAAUUAGCAUCGAAAUAAUUAGAAUGUACGAAGAUACAAUUAUUUACACAGUUUGUUCACUGAAUACCGACGUUAUUGGUUAUCGUAUUAGCACGUGUUUCUUGGCUUUUUAGAUAUCGUUUAAUAAUCUGUGUCUAAAAAAAUGAGGUAAUUAGUAUGAUGUAGAAAAUGUGGAGCAGGCAUAUGUAUACUAUAUUUCUCAAGUACGAAGCAGACUGAUAAAUCGAUUCCUACACAUCUAGUUUGGAUCUUUUCGUUAAAUUAACAAUCUCGAAGACAGAAUGAAGAAGCUACCCGAACAAUUAUGAAUCAGCUUCGUUUGAAAGCUUUAUUUAGAGAUUUCAUUCACGUAUGAAGAACCAGAUUUUGAAACAAAUUGAGAAGACAAAACCGCCCAUAUAACUUGCGUAAACGGGAUACAUCGCGGCAAAAAAUUCUCUUUCGUACUGAUUUUUGUACAAAAACAGUGAAAUGCCACUAAAUAUUUAAGAGGCUUUGUAAAUCUCUGUAAGAAACGCGUAUAAAAAUGCUUGCCAUUAAUUUUA
Vollenhovia emeryi is the source of this 9006-nucleotide messenger RNA. It is a transcript of the gene Rim, whose product is annotated as regulating synaptic membrane exocytosis protein 2-like. The record is from RefSeq and is a predicted model, not a curated record. The transcript has 24 exons. Gene Ontology annotation, biological process: positive regulation of synaptic transmission; intracellular protein transport; regulation of synaptic plasticity. Gene Ontology annotation, cellular component: cytoskeleton of presynaptic active zone; presynaptic membrane. Gene Ontology annotation, molecular function: transmembrane transporter binding; small GTPase binding. Lineage: Eukaryota; Metazoa; Arthropoda; Insecta; Hymenoptera; Formicidae. The coding region runs from base 346 to 7920 and encodes 2524 amino acids.